GACAGCAGCCGAGCACCUUCAAACAACAGUCCAGCGACCAGCACCUUCCAGCUUUCAGCACCUUCCAGCACCUUUCAGCUUUCCGACAAGAAUGUCUCAUGGAGAAGCUUCAACAGCUGCCACUAGUGGAAAAUGUUCGAAUAGAACUGAUCCGGGCUGGAAGUAUUGUUCUCCCGUUGAUGAAAAGUUGACUAGUAAAGUCAAAUGCCACUUUUGCAACAAAGAGAUGAACGGGGGCAUCACAAGAGCAAAAGAGCAUCUGAUGGGCAAGAAAGGAAAGGUUGCCCCAUGUCCUAGUUGUCCGAAACAGGUGCGAGAUGAGCUUUGGGAUCACUUCCAAUCCAAAAAAAAUUUUGGAAGCUCAGAUUUUGCGAAGUAUACACAGUAUGUCGAUCUAGGUAGUACUGAUAGUACGAGUGGCAUUGGCAAUGCAGAUGAAGAUGCUACAGUAGUGAGAGGGCCGAUGGAUGCGUUUAUGAAAAGGGGUGCAGCUGCAAGUGCUGGAAAACUAAGCAAAGAGAAUAUGAGGCAACAGAAUGUGAAAGAAUCUCUUGAUAAAAAUGCUGUAGCACUAGUCCACCAGGAUAUUGCUCGGUUUUGGUAUCAUGCAGGCUUGUCGUUCAAUGCGAUUCGGUUGUCGUACUUUGAUCGGAUGGUUAAAUCAAUUGGAGAAUUUGGCAAGAAUUUGCCAGUUCCGAGCUAUCAUGACAUCAGAGUUCCUCUUUUGCACAAAGAGAUGGAACAUACUGAAGCAUUAUUGGAGAAAAAGAAGAAGGUAUGGACGGAGGUUGGUUGCUCGAUUAUGUCAGAUGGAUGGUCUGAUCGGAAACAGAGGAGUAUUAUUAACUUUUUAGUUAAUUCUCCUAGUGGAUCGGUAUUUAUUAGAUCUAUUGAUGCAUCUGGCAUUGUGAAGACAGGAGAAAAAAUAUUUGAGAUGCUUGAUUCUAUGGUUGAUGAAAUUGGUGAAGAAAAUGUUGUCCAAGUAGUAACAGACAACGGGAGUAAUUAUGUUGCAGCCGGGAAGUUGUUGAUGGCAAAGAGAGAGCAUCUUUAUUGGACUCCAUGUGCGGCACACUGUAUAGACCUAAUGCUCGAAGAUAUUGGUAAGAUUGCCGUGAUUAAGAAUACAAUUAAGAGGAGUAUUAGUCUUGUUGGCUAUAUUUACAGUCAUGGUUUUACCUUAAACUUGUUAAGGACUACCACAAACAAGAAGGAGUUAGUGAGGCCGGCCAUCACUCGAUUUGCUACGUCCUAUCUAUCAUUGCAAAGGCUUCAAGAGGAAAGGGAGAACCUUAGGAAAAUGUUUACUUGUGAUGAGUGGAUGCAAAACAAGCUAUCAAAGGAGGCGAAGGGGAUCGAAGCAACAAAGACCGUCAUGAAGACUUCCUUUUGGAAUAAUGUCGUCUACAUUCUCAAAAUAAUGGGUCCCCUUGUAAGAGUGCUUAGAAUGGUGGAUGGUGAGAAGAAGGCAGCGAUGGGCUACAUCUAUGAGGCAAUAGAGAAGGCGAAAGAGGCGAUCAAGAAGUCUUUCAAUGGGAUUGAAAAAAAAUAUGAAGAUGUUUUCAAGAUAAUUGAUAAAAGAUGGAGUUGUCAACUCCAUAGGCCAUUGCAUGCAGCUGGAUACUUUCUGAAUCCAAGCAUCUUCUAUGAUAACAGGGACUUGAACUUUGACAGUGUGGUGACUAAAGGGUUAUAUGCAUGUAUUAAUCGAUUGGCGACAUCAAAAGCAGAGGAAGAUAGGGUGCUUCAACAGUUGAAUGUGUACACAAACGCCGCAGGCGACUUCUUUGGUACCGAGGCUGCGCAACGGCAAAGGAAGAUUGUACAUCCCGGUGCAGUAGAAUUAUAAAACUGUGUGCACUCAGCAACACUCCAAUCCCUUCUCAUGGACCUAGUGAUGAAGUUUUAUUGCAUCAAGUGCUUAUCAUCUUCACUUAUCUCAAUAUGAUGCUAUUCUAACUAUCAUAUUAUGUUACUGCAUCUUGGUAGUUCAAUUUUUUUAUGAUGAGUUAGCAUGUGGGUUUUCAAAUGUGGGCAUAUAGUUUUAUUGGAAUUCACUCUGAUGGCUCGUGGCUGUGGACCCUGCCGAUUGCCUCUUAACUAGAAAUUGAUUACACACAGUCUUAUCCCUGAUUGGCAUUUGGCCCUCAAACCUUGAUUGUUGCUUCAUAUAGUUUUUACAAAUGACUCGCUUGGACAUAAAUCCUGCAGUUAAUGAGGUAAUAGUUUCUUUUGCAGACACCAAAAACUUUAAUCUUCUGUCUGAAUGGACUUCAAAUUUGAAAAUUUACUUUACAUAUCAAGUCAUCUUUGUACUUUUCUGGUUAUAGUCUAUUUUUACCAAGUUCAAAUUCAUGUUUUCCUUAGAUACAUGUAUAGGACAUCAGGUUAACAGCUAGCUAGCUGCUAACUUAUUUUUAUUCCUGUGCUAUAGAAACUGGAAUAGGGGAAAGGGUACAUACCAUCUAA
Messenger RNA from Salvia splendens (bonfire salvia), 2469 nucleotides. RefSeq lists its product as uncharacterized. The coding region runs from base 92 to 1849 and encodes 585 amino acids. The record is from RefSeq and is a predicted model, not a curated record. Gene Ontology annotation, molecular function: DNA binding. The transcript has 2 exons. NCBI's taxonomy places the organism in Eukaryota, Viridiplantae, Streptophyta, Magnoliopsida, Lamiales, Lamiaceae.